Nanorana parkeri is the source of this 1838-nucleotide messenger RNA. RefSeq names its product NPR3 like, GATOR1 complex subunit (gene NPRL3). Bases 72 to 1814 code for a protein of 580 amino acids. The transcript is spliced from 15 exons. Gene Ontology annotation, cellular component: GATOR1 complex. The record is from RefSeq and is a predicted model, not a curated record. NCBI's taxonomy places the organism in Eukaryota, Metazoa, Chordata, Amphibia, Anura, Dicroglossidae. Gene Ontology annotation, biological process: cellular response to amino acid starvation; TORC1 signaling; negative regulation of TORC1 signaling.
GCCAUAUAAAAUGUUCAUACACUGCACUGCAAUGGCCACAUAAUAGAAGGUUACUCUUGCAAUUUCCAAAGAUGGGUGAAAACACCAGCCCUAUAAGUGUUAUUCUGGUGAGUUCAGGAAGUAGAGGGAAUAAGCUGCUAUUUCGAUAUCCUUUCCAAAGAAGUAUAGAAGGUCAAUCCACGCAGACAAUUAUUCCAAGGAGCAGUUAUGCUUUAAAUAACACUGGAGCAAAUACAGAAGACCCAGAUGGAGAUUCAAAAGAGCCAUGUCCUCUAACAGAUGAGCAAAUGGUUGCAGGAUUUUCAGAUGUUAUACUUGCAACUAUUUUGGCUACAAAGUCAGAUAUGUGCGGUAAAAAGUUUGAACUGAAGAUUGACAAUGUGCGUUUUGUGGGUCAUCCAACUUUGCUUCAGCAUGCACUGUGCCAGGUGUCAAAAACUGAUCCUUCACCGAAGAGGGAAAUGCCCACAAUGAUUCUCUUUAAUGUGGUUUUUGCUUUAAGGGCAAAUGCAGACCCUUCUGUUAUAAACUGCUUGCACAACCUGUCUAGAAGAAUUGCCAUCAUAUUGCAACAUGAAGAGCGAAGAUGCCAGUACUUAACCAGGGAGGCCAAAUUAAUUCUGGCGAUACAGGAUGAGGUGUCUGCUAUGUCAGAAAAUGGGGGACCACAGUCACCAUUUCACCAUAUUUUACCAAAGUGCAAGCUGGCAAGAGACCUUAAGGAAGCCUAUGACAGCCUUUGUACAACUGGUGUGGUACGACUUCAUAUUAAUAACUGGCUUGAAGUAAGCUUUUGUUUGCCACAUAAGAUACACUGUGUUGGAGCAAACUUUAUUCCCCCAGAAGCGAUAGAGAAAAGCUUAAAAUCUAUAAGGCCAUAUCAUGCUCUGCUGCUGCUUAAGGAUGAAAAAAGUUUACUGAAUGAACUUCCACUGGAUUGUUCUCCAGCUUUAGUGAGAAUUAUUAAGUCUGCAACCGCUGUAAAGAAUCUUCAGCAGCUGGCCCAAGAUGCUGACCUCGCCUUGCUGCAGGUGUUCCAGCUUGCUGCACACUUGGUAUAUUGGGGAAAAGCGAUCAUCAUAUAUCCACUUUGCGAGAAUAACGUUUACAUGUUGUCACCAAAUGCCAAUGUUGGUCUUUAUUCUCCAUUGGCAGAUCAGUUUUUACACCAGUUUCCAGGACAUGAUCUUCCUUCAGUUCUUGCUAAGUUUUCAUUGCCCGUUUCUUUAGCAGAGUUUAAAAACCCCCUAUCUCCACCUGGACAGGAGCCUCAUCUGAUACAGAUGGUUAUUUGGAUGCUGCAGCAUCGGCUUCUAAUUCAGAUACACACAUAUGUCUGUCUACUUGCUCCUCCCAAAGAAGAUGCAAACUCAAAAGAUGAAGACCCAUCAUUUGCAGCCAGAGUGGGUGGACGAAGCCUAAGCACCCCCAAUGCACUUAGCAUUGGCUCACCAACCAGUAGUGAUGACAUGACUCUGACUAGUCCUAGCAUGGACAACUCCAGUGCUGAGCUGCUGCUAGGAGGAGACUCUCCAAUCAACAAGAGAGCCACAGAGAAUCUUCUUGCAAGUUUAUCCCAGAAUGAGAGAGAAGCUAUUCUUAGUGUCCCUGCUGCUCAAAAUCCAGAAGACCUUAAAAUGUUUGCAAGGCUGCUACACUAUUUCCGAGGCCGGCACCAUCUUGAGGAGAUCAUGUACAAUGAGAACAUGCGCCGCUCACAACUCUUGAUGCUCUUUGAUAAAUUCCGGAGUGUGCUAGUGGUGACAAACCAUGAAGAUCCAGUUAUAUCUGUUUUUCAGUCGGUCUUUCCUUAAUCGGUGUGCUAGAAACAGACUUUU